AUGGUACUUGAAAAUCAGGACAACAGUAUUAAACCGUUCUUUAGACAACUUGAAACUAGUAUAGUCGAAGAAACGAAGCCAAUACCGAACAAUAGGAGAAGCAGUGAAGUAAAGGUGAUAAAAGAGAUGAAGAAGGAGACAACAUCGUUUGAUGCAGAUAUUGACUAUGAUGAUGGAAAACUGCGAAGGGGAUCGCUGAAGGAUGAAGAGAAAAAUCUUUCCUUAUCCCAUUCCUCGGCAUCCGAAGCAAGAGAAAAAGCUCGCAAAUCACUACCUACCCUAAAUUCCAUCAUGGGAACGUCUGAUGAAUACGAUCCUGACAUACCUAAGCCGGAAAUCUCUAGG
Messenger RNA from Strongylus vulgaris, 345 nucleotides. Lineage: Eukaryota; Metazoa; Nematoda; Chromadorea; Rhabditida; Strongylidae. The record is from the annotation of a GenBank genome assembly.